GCCGCUGUCAUAAAAAAUGUUGUGUCGGGUGGUCUGGCACCAACUUCCGAAACAAACAGGUCGGUGCGCUGCUGCUAGCGUCGUUGCGCUCCCUCGCCUUGCUAAAUUGCCUCUCGUUAAUCCCACCGCCUUCUCCCAACAGCUUCGCACCAUGAAAGUGUACACGAAAACCGGUGACAAGGGCACAUCCCAACUCUUCUCGGGGGAGCGCCGCUCGAAAGACGACUCUGUGUUCAUGGCACUCGGCGACACGGACGAACUGAAUGCCCAGAUCGGCGUUGCAUUGACGCAUUUCCAGACGCUUGGCGUGGAGACGACGUUGCGUCCGGGACUGGAGUUCCAAGCACACCUCGAAGAGAUUCAGUCGCGGCUGUUUGAUGUUGGAGCUAGCGUUGCGACACCGUUGAGUUCGGCCGGUCAAAGCAAGAUCCGCCGCGCGGAAUUCGAACCGUCGAACGUAACUGUGCUCGAGACAUGGAUCGAUGAAAUGGACGAGCAUUUAGAACCGUUGCGCAACUUCAUCUUACCCAGCGGCGGUGGCAUGACUUCGUGUCAUUUGCACGUAGCGCGCGCCGUGUGCCGCCGCGCCGAGCGCCGUGUGGUGUCCAUUGGGGACGAAGACGUCGACCCCGUCGUCAUUCAGUACCUGAAUCGAUUGAGCGACUUUUUGUUUGUCGCCGCCCGGUUCGUCGCGUUUUUGGAAGGCAAGACCGAGACCAUUUGGAAAAAACAAGACAAACAAGCGUAAAAUAACGUUAAUCCUAUUUCUGCUACUACUGUACCUAA
This is a messenger RNA of Aphanomyces astaci, 786 nucleotides long. RefSeq names its product ATP:cob(I)alamin adenosyltransferase. The record is from RefSeq and is a predicted model, not a curated record. The transcript has a single exon. The coding region runs from base 17 to 748 and encodes 243 amino acids. Gene Ontology annotation, molecular function: corrinoid adenosyltransferase activity. Lineage: Eukaryota; Oomycota; Saprolegniomycetes; Saprolegniales; Verrucalvaceae.